AUGGCCUCGGAGUCGGUGAAGGUGGUGGUGCGCUGCCGCCCCAUGAACCAGCGGGAGUUGGAGCUGAACUGCCAGCCUGUGGUGACGGUGGACUCCGCGCGCGGCCAGUGCUUCAUCCAGAACCCGGGCGCCGUCGACCAGCCCCCCAAGCAGUUCACUUUCGACGGCGCCUACUACGUGGACCACUUUACCGAGCAGAUCUACAACGAAAUCGCCUACCCACUGGUGGAGGGCGUCACCGAGGGCUACAACGGCACCAUCUUUGCCUACGGCCAGACAGGCAGCGGGAAGUCCUUCACCAUGCAGGGCCUGCCUGACCCACCCUGCCAAAGAGGCAUCAUCCCUAGGGCCUUCGAGCACAUUUUCGAGAGCGUCCAGUGUGCAGAGAACACCAAGUUCCUGGUCCGGGCCUCCUACCUGGAGAUCUACAAUGAAGACGUCCGUGACCUGCUGGGUACUGACACCAAGCAGAAGCUGGAGCUGAAGGAGCACUCGGAGAAGGGGGUGUACGUGAAGGGGCUCUCCAUGCACACGGUGCACAGUGUGACCCAGUGCGAGCGCGUCAUGGAGACAGGCUGGAAGAACCGCUCGGUUGGCUACACCCUGAUGAACAAGGACUCUUCCCGCUCCCACUCCAUCUUCACCAUCAGCAUCGAGAUCUGCGCGGUGGAUGAGCGGGGCAAGGACCACCUCCGGGCAGGCAAGCUGAACCUGGUGGACCUGGCAGGCAGCGAGCGGCAGUCCAAGACGGGUGCCACGGGGGAGCGGCUCAAGGAGGCCACCAAGAUCAACCUGUCGCUGUCGGCGCUGGGCAACGUCAUCUCGGCCCUGGUGGACGGGCGCUGCAAACACAUCCCCUACCGGGACUCGAAACUGACGCGGCUGCUGCAGGACUCGCUGGGCGGCAACACCAAGACACUGAUGGUGGCCUGCCUGUCGCCCGCUGACAACAACUACGCUGAGACCCUCAGCACGCUGCGCUACGCCAACCGAGCCAAGAACAUCAGGAACAAGCCUCGCAUCAACGAGGACCCCAAGGAUGCCCUCCUGCGCGAGUACCAGGAGGAGAUCAAGAAGCUCAGGGCGAUUCUGGCUCAGCAGAUGAGCCCCAGCAACCUGUCAGCCCUGCUGAACAAUCAGGUUCCCCCAAACCCCGUCCAGAUUGAAGAGAAGCUGUUGCCCCCAUCUGUGAUCCAGCACAACACGGAGGCUGAGAAGCAGCUGAUCCGGGAGGAGUACGAAGAGCUCCUGGCCCGGCUGAGGGCCGACUAUGAGGCAGAGCAGGAGUCCAGGGCCCGGCUGGAGGAGGACAUCACUGCCAUGCGCAACUCGUACGAUGUGAAGCUGUCCGCACUGGAGGAGAACCUGCGCAAGGAGACAGAGGCUGUCCUGAAGGCAGAAGUCCUCUACAAGGCCGAGGUCAUGUCCAGGGCUGAGCUCGCCAGCAGUUCUGAGCACUCACCUACUUUCCAGUACAAGAUGGCCGUGAAACCCGAGAUCUACUCCAUGCCUGACACCCUGCCCAGUGAGGGUGUCUUCAAGACUGAGGUUUCUUCCAGGUUUGAGGAACUACCCAAGGUGGAGGCCUCCAAGUCGGAGGUUUCUCUUGGGUCUGAUGAGUCUUCCAUGCUCGAAGAAAAUUUCAUCUCCACGGCUUUCCCUGGGCCCAGGGAGCCCUCCAGCCUGGAGGUCCCUGUGCCUGAGGUGGAGGCCCCGAGUGGACACUUCCUAGAUGAGGAUGUCAGCCGGGAGGCCACAGAGCCCCUGUGGGAGGAGGAGCCCUUCCUCCAGGGAGAAGAGCCCCACCUGAGGGCCCUGGAGCUGCUUCCGGGCCUGCACAACCCACUUGCCGUGGAAGCCAAGCUGGCCAGGCUCUCCUCCAUGGGGGCUGGGCUGGACGUGCCCCAGGCGGAUGUACCCAAGGUCACCACGCAGCACCCCUCCCAGACAGAUCUGCUGGAGCCUGGUGACCUCAGGUCUGAAGUUGAGGCGGCCGACGACCUCCUGCCCAGGACUGAGGUUGACCUGGGCCCGGGAGUGACCGAGGAGGUGGUGUUGGCAGCAGAGCCCAGUGUGGGAGCCGAGGGUGAAGCCCAGGUGGCCUUAGAGGCUCAGCCUCAGUCUCUGCUGGCCAAGACAACUGCGAGAAGGGACAGUAUGGAGGUGGCCGUGCUGACCGAUGACCUACUGCCCACUGUGGACCAGCAGCAGGUGCUUGCCCGCUUGCAGCUGUUGGAGCAGCAGGUGGUUGGGGGCGAGCAGGCCAAGAACAAGGACCUGAAGGAGAAGCACAGGCGGCGGAAGCGGUAUGCAGACGAGCGCAAGAAGCAGUUGGUGGCGGCUCUGCAGAACUCAGACGAGGACAGCGGGGACUGGGUGCUGCUCAACGUCUACGACUCCAUCCAGGAGGAAGUGAGGGCCAAGAGCAAGCUGCUGGAGAAGAUGCAGAGGAAGCUUCGGGCGGCAGAGGUGGAGAUCAAAGAUCUGCAGUCAGAGUUUGAGCUAGAGAAGAUCGAUUACUUGGCCACCAUCCGUCGGCAGGAACGUGACUUUAUGCUCUUCCAGCAGCUCUUGGAGCAGGUGCAGCCCCUGAUUCGCCGGGACUGUAACUAUAGCAACCUGGAGAAGAUAAGGCGCGAAUCCUGCUGGGAUGAGGAUAAUGGCUUCUGGAAGAUCCCCCAGCCCAUCAUCAUAAAAACCAGCCUCCCAGUAGCAGUUUCAACAGGGCUACAGAACAGAUCAGCCCGCAAAACCUCCACAGCGGACAACAGUGAACCAGGCUCGGAAGAAGACCGCUACAGGCUGAUGCUCAGUCGGAGUGACAGUGAAAACAUCGCCAGUAACUACUUCCGGCGCAAGCGGGCCACCCAGAUCCUCAGUGCGGAUCCCAUGAAGAGCCUCGCACAUCACAGCUCGCCGCCAGGCCUCAGCUCCCCACUUGGCAACAGCUCUGCCAUCUCACCCACCCAGGCCCCUGAAAUGCCCCAGCCUCGGCCUUUCCGCCUUGAGUCCCUUGACAUCCCCUUCACCAAGGCCAGGCGUAAGAAAAGCAAAAGCAGCUUUGGCGGUGAGGCUCUGUGAACACAUUGCCUGCUGCUGCCCUGCCUUUGGGCUCUGUGAGACUGCCAGGCCCCUCCGGGGCAGGCCCAGCUAGGUCUCCUCCCACCUGCCCCCCACAGCACUGGGUGCACCCGAGGGGGCCCUGGCCCUGGGAAAGCACAGUCCCCUCCCUGCUACCCAGAGAGCCCACUCUGCCCAGGGCAUGAGCUCCUCGGAGGCUGGACCAUCCUUGGAGAGACCUGCUCUGGCUCUCCACGCCACGUCAGCGUUUUCAUCUGCCCUCCACUGUGCCCACCAGUGUUGUCCUGUGCCUCCAUGGGCUCAGAAACCCCAGCCCUGCCUCAAGGCCUUCACUAGCAGCCCGAUAGAGUGGGACAGUGACU
Lagenorhynchus albirostris (white-beaked dolphin) is the source of this 3443-nucleotide messenger RNA. It is a transcript of the gene KIF17, whose product is annotated as kinesin family member 17. Gene Ontology annotation, biological process: microtubule-based movement. Gene Ontology annotation, molecular function: microtubule motor activity; ATP binding; microtubule binding. The transcript has 15 exons. Bases 1 to 3081 code for a protein of 1026 amino acids. The record is from RefSeq and is a predicted model, not a curated record. NCBI's taxonomy places the organism in Eukaryota, Metazoa, Chordata, Mammalia, Artiodactyla, Delphinidae.